UGUGAGCGCGCGCGCUCAUUUGUGUGCGUGUGUUCGAUUCCUUGAAAUAGUGUGUAUUGACGUGACUGUUGUUGUUGACUUUUUUUUGCUUCUCUGCUAUAGCCUUGUUGCCGAGGAAGUUUCGUUCAGUUUUUAUUUGAUUUCGAUGUGCGGCCACCGAUAGCCGCCGCUACAGUCAACACACAUUUCUAAUUACCAUAUUUUUUUUAACCAUUUUUGCUCGUUUUCAUCGUUUUCACAUCACUUUUCUUUUGAUUAUUUAAUUUGUGUGUGUGUGUGUGAUUCGUGAGUUGUUUAUACAAUAACAUCGUGCCCUUUCGUCGUUUUCAUCAACAAUUUAUUGUUUUUAAAUUCAUCGGAAAUUAUCGUCAUCUUUAGUUUCGUGCUCGAAUACGUGCGAUUCUGGUGUGGAUCAUAAAAAAAGCACAUUGCGGUUAAAAUCAGCGCAUAUAAUUCGAUUAUCGAUGCCAUUAUUUUGUUAUUCUCGUUUUUUAUGGAAGUGAGAGUCGCCGUGAGAGUUAUGCGAAUGUAAAUUCGUCGAAUAAAUGCAACCGAACCACCAUUAAUUGUGGUAUUGUUUUUAUUUAGUCGUCGCCAGAAGAAGAAGCAAAUGAAUGAAGAAAAAAAAGUGUAUAAAGUGCACACAAAGAAGUUUGGUUUAUGAUUUCAUAUAAUUGAGAUAGAAUUUAUGCAAAACAGCACAAAAUACCUACCACUCUUUCUCGCCGUUAACAGAACUAUUGCAAUUUGUUAAUUAGAAAAUUGUGUGCGUCUGAAUGGAUCGUCAUCGUUUGGACUGUUUUUGUCGUCGUCGUUAUUGUCGUUGUCGUCGUCAUCAUUGUCGGGAUUGUGCGAUCAGCCGCCCGGUACACGGAUUGUGAACGAACGUCAAAGAUGAAAACAGUAGUGUACGAUACAUAAAUAUUUUUGCAAAAGAGUUUAGUGAGCUCCAGUGAAUCGUCCUAUAAACAAUCGAAUCGCCAGCAGCAGUGACUACUGUGAUCAAAAUUGACCGGCCGUUGGUCUUGCGAGCAAUUUUAGUUUCGUGACACAUUCAACAAGUCUUACAAUCGAUACAUAUUAAAAAAAUCGAAAAGGCGGAUCGGAUAAUCAGUUCGGUGUGCAACAUUUUUUAUUUUUUGAAGAUUUUGUUUCUGAUUAUUUGGGGAAAAGAAUACAAAGAAAACAUCAUGAAAACCUGUUGUGGUUGCAUCGAUAUGCGAAAAGGAGUGGUGACUAUUGGAACAAUCGGAUUGAUUGCAUCCAUGCUGAUGUUGGCGUCACAAUUUAUUUUGAUGGCAUUACAGAAAAAAGUGAUGCUCGAUGAAACUGACAAAAUCGGCAAUAAUUUGUAUUCUUUUGUGAUGAUCAUGGGCAUUGUUGUUUGCUUCUUCAAACUCAUUUCGGAUUGUUUGCUGAUUUUUGGCGCAAUUAAGCAAACAACGCGCGAGGUAUCCGUUUGGUUGGCAAUUAAUCUUUGCACCAUUAUUUAUUUGUUCAUUACACUGGUGUUCAUUUAUGACUUGCUUGCGGUGCACAAAUCAAACAUGGACCACCAAGAAGUUGUCAUUCUCAUUGUGUUUUUGCUCACAUCAAAUGUGUGCUACCUCUAUCUAUGGUAUCAAGUCUACAUAUUUUCGCGCCAAUUAGAUCUCGAUGGACGAACUUCCCUGGAAGGAAUUCUGCAAAAUGUGACGGCAAGACCAUAAAUUGUAAUUGGGAGAAACUUUUUAUUUGGAGUCAACGACAACGUCCUUUUUCUCAUUUUACUUUUCUUUUCUAUUUUCAAAUAUUCUAAAUCGAUAAGAAUCAUUCAAUUGACUUUUUUCAUUUCAAUUAAAGAAAUAUUAGUAAUAUAAGUGAUAUAUACACGGCCAUUACGACCGUUUAAAGAAGUGUUCCUUUCGUCUCACCAUUGACUAAGUUGCCAAGUGUAUUUGUGUGCCUUAUUCAUUUUACUUGCGCACAUUGACGAAUUUUAUAUGUAGCGUUCAAUAGAAUUAAAUAAAAAUCAAAAAGUUGAAGAAAAAAUUUAUAAACACACAAAAUUCCGACGAAAAGAACCGAAAAAUAGAUAAAUGUAUGGAAAAUAAAUCUCAUUUAGCCAUGACACAAAAUGUAUGUGCCUGAAAAAUGCACCGAAAAAAAAAAACAAAGAAAAAAACACACAAAAAAUACCAUUUAAACAAUGUUCUUUACAAUAGUUUUUUAAUUAUUAUUCUUUGAAACUUAA
This is a messenger RNA of Contarinia nasturtii (swede midge), 2233 nucleotides long. RefSeq lists its product as uncharacterized. The transcript is spliced from 4 exons. Lineage: Eukaryota; Metazoa; Arthropoda; Insecta; Diptera; Cecidomyiidae. The record is from RefSeq and is a predicted model, not a curated record. Bases 1191 to 1709 code for a protein of 172 amino acids.